CUCAUAUUGAUCAUUUCUCAUCAUCACGCUCACAAGCAAUACUUUCUCUUUGCAAAUUAAUCAUCUCUCAUUAUCUUUUCCUGUGAUCUUCAAAUCUUGAAAGAUGGCCGCAGUUGAGGUUGAAGCAGUUACUGCAGCAAUAGUAGAAAAUGUUAAAACCAAGGAGGUAAUCACCACCCCAGAGGCUCCAAAAGAAGAGGCAAAUGCACCGGUGACAGUCACGGAGGAAGUAAAAGAAGGGGCUAAAGAUGCUGCACCAGAAGAAAACGCAGUUGAGCCUGAUCCAGAAGCUGAGAAAGCUGUUGAAGCUCAGAAAGAGACAGUAAUUUCAGUAAAAGAGUCCGUUGAGGCGGCUGCCGUGGUUGCACCGGAAGAGCCUGCUGCAGUGAAAGUGGAAAAGAAAGAAGAAGUUGAAGAUGUGAAGAAAGAGGCUGCAGUUGAGGAGACUAAAGAAGAAGUUGAAGAGGUGAAGAAAGAGGCUGAAGAAGAAACCCCUCAUGUGGUGGAGGCGGCUCCCACAGAAGUUACAGUUGAGAAGACUGAGGAUUGAACAGUAGAAAUGAUGCAAUAUUUGGGGUCAUUUUAGGCUGGCAUUCGUUGAAGUUUAUCAUUAUGAAGUGUUCGUUCUCAACAGCUUGGUGUAUUAGGUGGGUCCUAAAGUUGGCUGCUAUCUUAUGAUGGAAUGUGAUCUCUGGAUUUGAAUAAUAAAAAUAAUGGAAUUUCUACUGUCU
Molecule: messenger RNA, 731 nt
Organism: Olea europaea var. sylvestris
Lineage: Eukaryota; Viridiplantae; Streptophyta; Magnoliopsida; Lamiales; Oleaceae
Product: titin-like
Exons: 2
Coding region: 104-550 (148 amino acids)
Source: RefSeq, a predicted model, not a curated record